UAAAAAAAAAUAAUAAAAAAAAGGAAAAAAGUAGUAAUAUGGUAAUACCCACCUGCUUCGUCACUCUCCUCUAAAAAAUACGCAGUAGUUAUACGGCAAAACCACCCCUGCUUCAUCUCUCUUGUCUCAAAAAUUUUCAAAUUCUCCAUGACUCCAUCUUCCUCACCUCCAUGCCUUCCUCCAUUUCACGGCCUUUGACACAUCAUCCUCGACGAUUGGCUGCAAGUCCUGGAUUCAAGUUUUGCGAUUAAUAAGGAGGAGAAGGUUGAGAAGACAAAUGGUGCAUAGACACUACAUUCCCUUACGAGUAGUCAUGUCGGGUGACACUCCUCAUGCUGGGAGUCGGGGUAUAACUGCAAAGAAGGAUAAAACUCAAGACAAGAGUGGAGAUGUACAGAAACCAAUUAUCAAACUAUUAUUUCCUAAUAGACAUCUUAAGAGUAAGCUAGAUAAGCAGUUUGGUAAGUUUCUGGAGGUUGUCAAGAAUUUGCAGGUAACGGAUCCUUUCACAGAAUUAAUUACUCAAGUUCCUGCAUAUUCUAAAUUUAUGAAAGAAAUUUUGACCAGAAAAAGAUCUAUUAGUGAGGUAGACACAGUUGCUUUUACUGAGGAAUGCAGUGCUAUAUUAUAGAAUAAAUCUCCACCUAAACUAAAAGAUCCGGGUAGUUUUUCUAUUCCUUGUCACAUUGGUAAUCUUAUGAUUGAUAAAGCUUUAUGUGAUUUGGGUGCUAGUGUAAGUGUUAUGCCGCUAUCUGUGAGCUGUAAAUUAAAUAUGGGUAAUUUACAAGCUACCAAUAUUACUCUACAAAUG
This is a messenger RNA of Chenopodium quinoa (quinoa), 811 nucleotides long. RefSeq lists its product as uncharacterized. NCBI's taxonomy places the organism in Eukaryota, Viridiplantae, Streptophyta, Magnoliopsida, Caryophyllales, Amaranthaceae. The record is from RefSeq and is a predicted model, not a curated record. The transcript has 3 exons. Bases 278 to 631 code for a protein of 117 amino acids.